Molecule: messenger RNA, 2491 nt
Organism: Pseudonaja textilis
Lineage: Eukaryota; Metazoa; Chordata; Lepidosauria; Squamata; Elapidae
Source: RefSeq, a predicted model, not a curated record
CACCUUCAGACCUGAACUUUUGGUAGCCUGAUUCCACUCAGAAGACAUUUGCUCUUAUUUCAACGUUUCCUCUUUCCCCUUUCCCAUAGAUGAGAAUGCAUUUAAGUUUUUGUUUAUCCCCCUAUCACCCACUGAAGCGAAGCUUGCCUUUGAACAUUUCAGACCUGACUUUCUAAUGUGGACAAGCAAGUGAAAUCUAAGAAGAGGCAAGGACUCCUGCCAAGAUACUGUUUUCAACCCGUUCGGUACAGGAUCUACCAUGCGGAGCUUUUUAUGUCUUCUUUUCCUGUUCAAAAUUCUAGUCCCUAGUUUUGCUGCCUCCCUUCAUAGCGAACCUGACCAGGAACAGAUUGAAGAAGUGUUCCUGGAUGCCACUUCUGCAAACAAAUUCUUGAACCGUAAGAUUCUUUAUAACCACUGGGAUCUUGAGCUGAUUGUGCCAGACAACUUGGAGCGUGAAUGCAGAGAAGAAGUUUGCAACUAUGAAGAAGCUCGGGAAGUCUUUGAAGACGACUCACAAACAAAAAAAUUUUGGGAGACCUAUCCACACAAUGGAAGAGGAGGAGCAAGAAGUGCUGGAAUAGAUGUGGCAGGCCUGGUGGCUGGCCUGAUUGCAGCUUUGGUGUCUAUUGUCAUGUUUAUAAUUGUGGCCAUGUAUUGCAUCAAAUAUCGUGCUAAAGAGAGAAAUCAAUCCAGAAGAACACAGGAAAAUUUGAAUCCAGGGAUUCCCCUUGCCAACUUUGAUGAUGAGCCUAAGCCAGAAUCUGCACCUGGGCUUCCUUCUUAUGAGCAAGCAAUGGCAUCUCCAGGGGUACAUGAUGCACCACCCCCACCUUACAACAGGAAUAACAAUUUGACACGGCCUACCUGAGUUUUCAACAGCAGGAUAAAUUUUCUUGAAAUACCUAUUGGCCUUCAGCUGUACAAAAGACACUAUGCACACACCCCUGCAUCAUAGCCAAGGCAGGGAGCACGUGUGACUUUGAAGCAGACAAUUAAUGCAUACUGGAUAUGAAUCUGCAGUAUAUAGAGACUGUAUAUAAAUGUCAGAAGAGGAUAUUGCAGUAUGUUUUGGCUGAGAAAUUAAAAUCUAAAAUUGCAAAUGUACAUAUCAGGUCUGAUAUUACAAGGUUAAUGUGAAUGUGAAUUGCUAAUUUGCACAGAUUUCCUCCCCCCAUUUUUCCCCUCUUCAUCUUAUGAAUGAUUUUUUUUAAUGACCGUCUUUUCUAUCAACAUGUGAUUAUGCAAGGAUUAUAUUGCGGAUAAAUGAAAAUUAUUUUUGUUUGAAGAUAAACAUGAUUGAUCGUAGCAGACUAAUUAAUAUAACAGGAACUCCAAGCUGGGAUAAGAAAUCUUAAAUAGCUCAAGACAGAGAUUCAGUUUGGGAAAACUGUUCUGGAUUAUGCAAGCUCAGACAUUUAUUCAAGUGCAUAAAGAAUAGGGAUAUUACAAGUUGCCUCCUGUAAUCGGCAUGCAAAAAGAAAAAGAAAACAGGAAUGGCUAGUUUGAACUAUUCAUUGGCACCAUUGCAUUUUGCCCUUGCUUGUUCUAAAGAAUAGUAUUUGUUAUGGCAACUGACUUAGCAAAAUUCAUGAUCUAGAACAAGGGUCUUCAAACUUGGCAAGUUUAAGACUUGUGGACUUCAAUUCCCAGAAUUCCUGAGUUAAUAUGCCUGGAGGAGGAAUUCUGGGAGUUGAAGUCCACAAGUCUUAAAGCUGUCAAGUUUGAAGACCCCUGAUCUAAAGAAUGUUCUAAGAACAGAACAUACAAGAAACUGACUUAGAUCAGAUCAGGUUACUUGACCAUCUGGCCCAUUGUUAUUGCUCGACUCCUCUCUGCUCUCUAGAAGCAUCAGCAGUGAAAGACUUCUCCCACCACAGCUGCAUGAUCCAUUUAGAAAUUUGGUCUGAAUUAAAUGUGCUUUUAUUUCCAUACAAAGCUGGUUCCACACCUUUAAGUUCUGUUCCCCUCUUAACCCAAAGAUACACCCACCCAUGCUUCCAAACUGGUCCUGAGAAUUGUAUUAGGGAAGGCAGAUCUGAAGUACAAAUUGGACAGUAGCACAGGUAAUUCAAGACAAGUAGGAAAUUUAGCCAGAGAUGGACCACAAGUAAGAAAGUCCAAUCAACCACAGAACAUAGGUGGCACUUCUACAGUAAUGUAAGCAUGAAAGAGUGAGAACAAAACAUGUUUAUAAAUACUUCUAAGAGCUAUAUUGCACAGCUGUCUGUAGCACAAGUUGAGAAUGAAGUGAGAAUGAUGGUGUGGUUGGACAAAACACCACAACCACAGAUGUUAAACUCAUAUCUGUCCUGCCUUUCCGCUUACUUGUCAUGAAAUAUUGUUUGCUUGGCUGUGAGCACAAUAGAGAGAACACUCCAUCAUAGCUGUAAGGAAGGGGAAGCAGUUUGUGAACAAUUAAUGUGGCUGAUUAAAUAAGUAGUCUGUGAAUCUUUUAACAUGAUUUCUAUGGAAAAUAAAAAUUUUGAAG